AUGGUCACCGGUAUUGAGGCCGCGGGACUUGCGCUGGCUCUGCUCCCGCUCCUUCUGAAUCAACUGGAUGGUUAUGUGAGAGGGAUAGAGAAGGUUAAGGUCUUCCGACGCUACCGCCGGGAAUUUCAGAAGUAUUCAGUAGGAAUACGAACACAACAUACGAUUCUCUUGAAUACGCUUGAGCAAGCUCUUGAUGGUGUGAUAAAUGACGAAGAAAGAGUCUCCGAGUUGAUCAGCAAUCCAAAUGGUCCAGGAUGGGCAGACCCGGACUUGCAAAAGCGACUACGUCGGAAGUUGGGUCGAAACUAUGAUGUCUUCCUUGGAAAUACAACUGCACUCUCCGAGUUACUCGAAAGAUUAUCGCGGAAGAUCGAGAAGAGUGUUGUGGAUGAAAAGGGCUUCGUUACCGAAGUACCGUGGGAUAUUUGGAAGCUACGGAAAAUCAUCAAUAGUGCAGUGUAUGAUGAUCUCCUAGAAAAGAUUGAUGCAACCAAUACCACACUCAAGAUUCUGAUCGACCAGUCCGACCACCGCGAGGAGACGCGAAAGAGACGUCAGCCGUGGACAUAUCUUCUCAAACGAUAUCGCAAGGCGCGCGACUAUGCCGAAGGACUAUUCAAUACUAUAACCGGGGGAGGUUUCUGGCACUGCCAAUGCAAAGAUCAGCAUUGCCUUUAUUUCCAACUACAAACAAACCCUUUAGAAGAUGCAGAUGAAGAUUUCGAUAACGACUCAGACCCCCAAUAUCACUUCCGAAUAAUCUUCUCCAAUCAAGAUCAGGAGCAUCAUACAUGCUCCUGGAAAUGGACAGAAGUACUUUUUGAGCCUUGGCACUCAGAAGAGUCUGUUUCCCUGACUUCUCUUUCUCUUCAUGAAACCACGGAGGCAUACCAGAUCAAGAGGUCUAAGGUUCAGUUCAAUAUUCCGGUCGCAGUGGAGACUCGGAUCCCGAAUGCGAAGCGCGAGACAAAGUCUGCGCCGCUCAUAGAAGACUUUUGCUCUUCUCUACGUAUUGCAGAGGCACAUAUCGGGAAACAGAAGGCUAUCGGUUCCAUCGCCAAUGUUCUGAACUCCUCUAUCUCGUAUACGAUGCAUACUGUGGAGGCUCUUUCAAAGGAAGUGCCGCAAAGGACUUUGCAGGAUGAACUCUCACAAAUGAGUCGACGAGACCGCUUGCAUAUUGCUGCAGGCUUAUCAUGCGCUGUCAUUCAGUUCUGCGAUAAUUGGCUCAAGCCCUGGUGGGACAGCUCCGACGUUCACCUGAUAGCCAACCGCGAUAACAAAAGUGAUUUAUCGAGCCAUUUGUAUUUAUCACGACCUAUUUCUGCGGCGGGUAUGAGCAAGGACUAUGUGGAUAAAGGCGUUCAUCCAGAUUUCACCAAUAAUCGGUUGUUACCGCUUGGCCUUGCCUUGGUGGAGCUAUCUCUCGGAAAGUCCUUGCGAACACUAUUGUCGCCGGAGAACGACAAUGACGAUAUUCUAGUCACGAAGGUCAAAACUGCUUCAAAGCUUGUGAAUAUGGUUUACAUGGAAAGUGGUAUAAACUAUGCCGAGGCAGUCAAUAGCUGUCUGUCAUGGUCAGGUCUGUGCCUCGAGAGAAAGUUUGAGGAGCGGGUCUUCGAUACAAUCGUCUCUCCGUUGUUGAAGGAUUUAGUAAACUUUGAAGGAAUAUCAUAG
Molecule: messenger RNA, 1677 nt
Organism: Penicillium macrosclerotiorum
Lineage: Eukaryota; Fungi; Ascomycota; Eurotiomycetes; Eurotiales; Aspergillaceae
Exons: 2
Coding region: 1-1677 (558 amino acids)
Source: RefSeq, a predicted model, not a curated record